This is a messenger RNA of Rangifer tarandus platyrhynchus (Svalbard reindeer), 1257 nucleotides long. NCBI's taxonomy places the organism in Eukaryota, Metazoa, Chordata, Mammalia, Artiodactyla, Cervidae. The record is from the annotation of a GenBank genome assembly.
AUGGAGCGAGGCCGCGCCCUUCUGCUUCCCCUUCUUCUGGGGCUGCUCCAGACUGGUCGCGGUGGGCGGCUGGAAGUGGAUCCACCUGAGAGCGAGGUGGCGAUGGCCGUGGGCGAGUCGCGAAACUUCACCUGCCGCAUGACCUGCGCGGACGGCAGGGAGGCCUCGGUGCUGUGGCGGGGCCUGGACACCAGUCUGGGCGCCGUGCAAUCCGGCGCGGGCCUCAGCGUCCUGUACGUGUUCAACGCCUCGCUGUCUGCGGCGGGGACCCGUGUGUGCGUGGGCUCCUGCCGGGACGUGUCCCUCCAGCACCGCGUGCGGCUCCUGGUGUUUGCCUUCCCAGACCAGCUGACUGUAUCCCCUGAGGCCGUAGUGCCAGGGAGGGACCAGGAGGUGACCUGCACGGCCCACAACGUCACACCGGCUGGCCCUGACACACUCUCCAUGUCCCUGCUCCUGGGGGGUCGGGAACUGGAGGGAGUGGAAGACCUCCCGAACGUGACUGAAGAGCCCCAGGAAGGCGAGGACCAGCUGUUCCAAGUGACCCAGCACUGGCUGCUGCCCACCUCAGAAACCUCCAGCCUGCACACCCUCCACUGCCAGGUGACUAUGAGGCUGCCUGGCCUGGAGCUGACCCGCCACCGGCCCAUUCCAGUCCUGCAGGGCCUGACCUCCCCGGAGCCCCCCAGCAUCACCUCCUCAGAGCCCCCCACCAUGACCCCCGUAGAGCCCAGCAUCACAGUGUCCCUGGAGCCCACUGAUACAACCACCCCAGAGCCCUUUGUCAUGACGCCCCCGAAGCCCCCCAUCACCACCUCCCCCGAGCUGGCCUCCAUCUGCAGCCCCGCGAGUCCUGGCCCCGCACCCAGGAACAGCUCCACCAGGCCGUGCCUCCCGGAGAUCCACCAGUCGUCAGCACCAGGGGCUUUGGAGCUGCUGUGCGAGGUGCCCUGCGGCCCUGGCAUGGCCGUGCACUGGACCCAGGCCCCCGGCGGGCUGGAGGCCUACGAGACGCUGGAGGCAGGGGCCCAAGCUUGGCUGAGCAGCAGGAGCAUGCUGUGGUCCGGGUGCCAUCCUGAGGGCUGGUUCCAGUGUCGCCUGGACCCUGGGGGCCACACCGCCAACCUGUAUGUGGUCCCAGAAAUCUGUUCCCCGGCAACGUCGGCUGCCCUGUGGACCAGCAGCUUGGCGCUGGGGCUCCUUCUCCUGGUGUUCCUCACCUACCACCUGAGGAAACGCUGCCAGCCCACAAGCUGA